AUGUCUAUGUACUGCGACAACUUUAGCAUGUACCAACAGAACCUGCAAACUUCUCAGAGACCACCAAAUUAUGGAAUAGGAGACUUUGCUCCUCCAGCAAAUCCUUACUUGUGGCUUGGUGGCCCUGGCAACAACCCCUCUCCUUACAUGCCUUCAUCUUAUGGAUCUCAGAGACAGUUUCUGCCAAAUUCAACUGGCUUUGGUGGCGCAGACCUUGGCUGGCUGUCUGUUGCUUCUCAGGAGGAAAUUCUCAAGCUGGUGAGGCCUCCAUAUUCCUAUUCCGCCCUCAUCGCAAUGGCAAUACAAAAUGCUCCCGAAAAGAAACUCACUCUGAGCCAAAUCUACCAUUAUGUGUCCGGCAACUUUCCCUUCUACAAGAGGACCAAAGCAGGCUGGCAGAAUUCCAUCAGGCACAAUUUGUCCCUUAACGAUUGCUUCAAGAAAAUUGCUAGAGAUGAAAAUGAUCCAGGUAAAGGAAAUUAUUGGACUCUGGAUCCCAACUGUGAGAAAAUGUUCGACAAUGGGAAUUUCCGUCGUAAAAGAAAGAGCAAAUCUGAGUCAAACACAAACAAGGUAAUAACAAAUGAGGAAGAUGGCACCAUCUCAAGUAAAAAAGAAAGUGAUAGUCCAGCUUUGUCCUCCCCAUCCUUGGAGACAUCACCGCAUGACACAAAAUCCAACUUGGCACCAGUACCAGCAUCAGCACCAGCGGUUUCUUAUACACCUUGCUUGAGCAACUUUCUUAACAGCAUGGCAUCCAUGGACACAAACUCGGCGAGCAAACAAAUGCCCUUUGGUCUGGCGAACGAACUUUCUCAAAGGAAUAUUUCAACCAUAAACAGCUUUAGCUCAAUCUCUCCUGCAGAUUCAUCAGGAGACAUACCAGAAAAUAGCCUGUUCUACAGCAGAAUGCCUUAUUACAACUCCUUUUCCACAACCAACCAAAAGCCACCACAGUUUCUACAGCAACUACAACAGCCUCACAUAUAUGGGAAGUAUUAA
Messenger RNA from Staurois parvus, 1002 nucleotides. The record is from the annotation of a GenBank genome assembly. Lineage: Eukaryota; Metazoa; Chordata; Amphibia; Anura; Ranidae.